Molecule: messenger RNA, 2806 nt
Organism: Acipenser ruthenus (sterlet)
Lineage: Eukaryota; Metazoa; Chordata; Actinopteri; Acipenseriformes; Acipenseridae
Gene: foxl3
Product: forkhead box L3
Exons: 3
Coding region: 852-1583 (243 amino acids)
Biological process (GO): anatomical structure morphogenesis; regulation of transcription by RNA polymerase II; cell differentiation
Molecular function (GO): RNA polymerase II cis-regulatory region sequence-specific DNA binding; DNA-binding transcription factor activity, RNA polymerase II-specific
Source: RefSeq, a predicted model, not a curated record
CCAAAACAUCAGCAAAACGCUAUUAAACUGCUACAGUAUUGUUGAUGCCAGUGCACACUGGGCUAUUAGAUUAAUACAUUCUCGGGAUCAAAGCCCACACAAGGAGUUUUACAGCCCGGAGCUAUUUUUUCCUUUCCUUUGCCCUCCUGACAGUAGUCCUUCAAAACUCUCUGUUCUGCUCCUCUUUGAACACACAGCUUUCCCUUUAGUCACGGAAAUGUAAUUUAUGUCUAUUAUACUGUAUUAUAGAUUAAAUCUGCGGAACUUGCAUUGUUGGCUGCAACUUCUGUAGUUUGUUGUAGAGGAUAGAAACAAAAAUGACUCGCUUUAGCAGAGCAGACUAACGCUAUAAUAUACACGCAGACACUCAUCAAGGAUCAAAAUAGCGUGCGCAACGGUUUAUUAAUGCUAGGUGUGCUGGUUGUUUGCAUGUGUUUGGUUUUGUAGAUGGGAAUGGGGGAACGCUUGUCGGUUCAGUACAUUGGACCACCCAGUAAGUGAGUGAGAGGGAGAGACUUGCUACUGGUUGAGCACGCCCAGGGUUCAAAGGUUCAUGAGAGAAAGAACUAACCAAUCUAUUCUGUUAUUAGCAGUCUUGUUUUACAAGCAGAUUGAAAGAGAAAAAUAGAUCUCAAAAAAGACUGCUGGUUGGUGACUGUGUGCCUAUAGGACUUUAUGAUCCAGAGUUGAGGGACUACAAAAUCAUUUACCUCACCAGCAGGGUUGAGCGUCCUCUUAGUUAUAUCAAUCUGAAGAGGACUUUCAGUGCCUCACUAACACCUCUAACAAACAAGAGGUUAUCAUCAUCAGUGGUAACAUUUUUGGUGUUUUUUUCAUCUUUAAUCUGCAUAAUGUUUGAUAAUUCUCAAUAUCCUUAUAACUGUUUCAAUUAUGAUGGAGAUGACUAUCCCACAUGUAGCUCAGAUGAAGAGAAGAAAAUAUCCAGACCUGCGUACAGUUACAUAGCCCUCAUCGCUAUGGCCAUCCAACAGAGUCCUGGAACCAAAGUUACCUUGUCUGGUAUCUAUGAUUUUAUCAUGAAGAAAUUCCCUUACUACAGAUCCAAUCAAAGAGCGUGGCAGAACUCCAUCCGACAUAACCUGUCACUUAACAGCUGCUUUGUAAAGGUUCCCAGAACUGAGGGCAAUGAGAAAGGGAAAGGGAACUACUGGACGUUUGCGACAGGCUGCGAAUCCAUGCUGGAUCUCUUUGAAAACGGGAACUACAGGAGAAGAAGGAGGAGGCGCAAUAUGAAAUCAGGAUACAGAGACGAGACGGAUCAGAGUGACGGGCCCCCAUCCCCAGAGCUGCCCUCUGCACUCGCGGGCUUCAGCAACAACCAUCUGGGGACUGGGUCCAGGCAGCUGGAAUCGGACGCCUUCUGUCCUAGUGACACCAGCCAUCGGCAGGUUGAGGUGAACUCCGGCCUGCCAAAACCUGACUCUGAAAUCAAGUUUAGCAUUGAUUACAUCCUGUCAGCUCCAGAUCCAAUGCCAGGGCUGAGACCCCACUUCAGUGGGACGGUUAGUAAACUUCAUCAACUGGAGCCACAUCACAUCAACCUGCAUUUCUGGACAAUGUGAAACUAGAGUCAUGUCUUAGAGGAAAAGAGUUGGCAAUGGCUGAAAAAGCACGUCAUAAAGACCUGAAUUCAUCCCCAGCUUACCAGAUAGUAAAACUACAGUUUUUAGUUUAUGUACUGGUGUGAGCUACCUUCCUCAUUGUCUUGUACACAUCUACACAGGUUUCCUCAGUUACAGUGCUUUUAUAGGUACCUUAGUGUAGAGGAAAAGGUGGUAUCUGGCACAAAUAUAACACGCUAUGAUGAUCAUUUACAAUGUACAGGACCAUGUGCAUUGUAGUGUGCCUGACUGGUUAACUCUAUCAAAUCUGCUUUUCAUUUAAACCAUGGUAGCUCUGAAAACUUUAAGCACUUAAACACAGACAGCUUGAUCAAAAGGGACAAAAUAAUAACUAGGUUUCUAAAAAAAAAAAAAAAUAAUAAUAAAGUCACUAAACUCUCAAAGUGCUUUACUCCAAUUAUAUAUACAGGAUAUAUUUUAUUUUUGUUUUCUCAACUCUCACCCAAUCAAUUCUAAUAAUAAAAAAUAAAAUAAUUAUAAGCAUUUAGGACUUCAUGUAUUGUAACUAUUUCAGUGUUAAUAACGAUUUUGAGUAAAAGGCUUUGAGGCUGUAAUCUUUGAUGUGUAUUUGUAAAAGGGUUAACACAGAAUGUAUUGGUAAAUUGAGUUAUUAAGGCAAAAUAUGCAAAGCAACAAUCGUAUCCUUGACACAGUACAUGGUAACCUAAUUUCUAAUUUAAUUGGAAAAAUGGGUUUUAACCAGAUUUCACAUGAAAAUUCUGUCAAUAAGUUAUUAAUAUGACAACUGUUAAGUGUAUUGUAUUAUUAACCAGACAUUUUAUUAACUGAUGAUCAAGAUCCUUUUUGUAAAAGUAAUGCUGUGUCCUUUUUUAUUGUGUGUGCUAAAUGGAAAUGUAAUUAAAAUGUUUGUCUCAUACUCAAUUUUACUUUUUAAAGAAAAUAUUAGAAAUUAUUAAAAAAAUAUAUAUAUAUAACCUGAUUAUACCCAGUUUUCACCGGUGAGUUUGUACAAAAAUAAAGCUAGAUUAAACUUGAUUUUUAAUAUUAAAGUUUUUACCAUUUUUUUUUAACCCAAAUAUAAUUAGAAAAGAAAAAAAAAAGAAAACCUGUCAAAACUGUCAAAAAGUAUUGUCAUUUAAUUGUAUCUGGUAUAAAUGUAAUGUAAAAACUGUAAAAAAAUAUGAUACACAAUAAUAAAUAUU